AUGGCGGAAGUGGAGGAAACCCUGAACCGCAUCAAAACCCGAAAAGGGGUUAAAGGCAUUAUUGUUCUUGCUGCUGAUGGCUGCAUCCUUCGCUCCACUUUGGGGCAGCAGCAAACUGCUGCUUAUGCUGCAGCAGCAGCACAACUCGCAGACCGCGCCCGCUCCCUCGUCCGAGACUUAGACCCCCAAAACGACGUGACCUUCUUGCGGGUGAGGUCCAAAAAACACGAAAUUCUGGUGGCCCCCGACGGCGAGUAUUUGCUGCUGGUCAUUCAAGACCCCAACGCAGACUCCCAAGCUGCUGCCCUCAGCUAG
This is a messenger RNA of Eimeria necatrix, 315 nucleotides long. RefSeq names its product dynein light chain roadblock-type 2, putative. The coding region runs from base 1 to 315 and encodes 104 amino acids. The transcript is spliced from 3 exons. Gene Ontology annotation, molecular function: dynein intermediate chain binding. The record is from RefSeq and is a predicted model, not a curated record. Lineage: Eukaryota; Apicomplexa; Conoidasida; Eucoccidiorida; Eimeriidae. Gene Ontology annotation, biological process: microtubule-based movement. Gene Ontology annotation, cellular component: cytoplasm; cytoplasmic dynein complex.